Coccidioides posadasii C735 delta SOWgp is the source of this 1086-nucleotide messenger RNA. RefSeq lists its product as uncharacterized. The record is from RefSeq and is a predicted model, not a curated record. Lineage: Eukaryota; Fungi; Ascomycota; Eurotiomycetes; Onygenales; Onygenaceae. Gene Ontology annotation, cellular component: fungal-type vacuole.
AUGAGAGGACCUCGAGGUGGCCUGGCCUCGAGGCCGAUAUUGUGUCUUCUUCUGGUUUUGUUUCUCACGAGUUUACUGGCUGGUCAUGUCGCCGCACAGAGGGACGACCCUUCCGACCGACCGGAUACAGACAGGCCUCAACCCACGAGAGAAGUCACCCAGACAAACUCGCCAACCAGACCGGACAGAACACAGACGCCGCCUCCAUCCCCGCCACCUACUGACAGGGAGACCGCGACCGCUCGUACACCCACACCGCAACCGACCGAAACAGAGUCCCGAAACCUCCCUGGCCUUUCUACCGAAUCUAGCACCCCUACAACCACGCAGGACAGCACAUCAUCGAGAUCGAGAUCUGGGCCGGCUUUCACUCUCCCAUCACUUACGGGCGGGCCAACGAUACCAACCCCGCAAAUUCCACCCAAAGAGGGGGCACCGUACCUGCAGAAGUCCAACCUGCCUGAAGGCACGAUCUUUAUCGCGGUUGGCGCGGCUCUCGGACUUGUCGGUGUGAUAGUGGUUGCAUGGCGACUUCUUGUCGCCUGGUCCGUCAAUCGAUCCGUCCGACGUGCCACAAACAACUCACACCAUUCCGACGCAACCGCCCUUUUACACGCCAGUAACAGGAAAUCGGUAUAUCAGAGCUCUGCUGGGGCUCCGGCGUCAAGGGAGAAGAUGAGCAAAGAGCGCCAUUCUCGCGUCGGCCCCACCCAUACCACGAACCAAAGCCUCUUCUUCUCCCCAACUGCUGGCGCGAGCAUGCACACGGCAGGAAACAGAGGCUCUGGCUACCUGCCUGCUGGUUACUAUGCUGCAAGCGGCGCCGCGCCUGGAGGAGGCUCUGGCUUGGCACAUCUUAGCGGCUCGUCCAUCGGCCUGUCGCCCUUGGGACCCCAGUCUCAAGGCUAUUCACGUACAAGAUCAGGGCCCAGUCCACCGGGAUCGCCUGGCCUGCCCCCCGGCAGCCGUGGUCAUGAUCAGGCCCACCUAUCAACGAGCUCGCUGAACCUGUCCGUUGCGCCGCAAGGUAGAGCACCGAGCGCUUAUCUUGAAGAUCUUUUCGAGAACCAUCCUCCAGGACGGUGA